Ornithodoros turicata is the source of this 543-nucleotide messenger RNA. RefSeq names its product zinc finger protein 70-like. The coding region runs from base 1 to 543 and encodes 180 amino acids. The transcript is spliced from 2 exons. The record is from RefSeq and is a predicted model, not a curated record. Lineage: Eukaryota; Metazoa; Arthropoda; Arachnida; Ixodida; Argasidae. Gene Ontology annotation, molecular function: RNA polymerase II cis-regulatory region sequence-specific DNA binding; DNA-binding transcription factor activity, RNA polymerase II-specific. Gene Ontology annotation, biological process: regulation of DNA-templated transcription.
AUGGGAGAAAAGCCGCACAAGUGCGACCUCUGUCCUGCAGAGUUCAGCACAAGGGCAGGCCUGCGGCGUGACAGGCGGACACACAUGGACGAGAAGCCUUACAAGUGCGACCUCUGUCUUGCUGAGUUCGGCCAGGGUGAGAGGCUGUUGUAUCACAAGCGGAAACACACUGGCGAGAAUCCCGGUAAGUGCGACCCCUGUGUCGCAGAGCUGAGCCAGAGCGCAAGCCUGUCAUGUGACAAGCAAGAACGUGUGGGCGAGAAGCCCCACAAGUGCGAUCUCUGCACCGCAGAGUUCACCCUGAAGGGCAGCCUGACUCGCUACAAGCGAAAACACACAGAGUUCACGCACCAGCAUGGAAUUGCAGUGUCACGAGCGGACACACACGGACGAGAAGCCCUACAAGUUCAAUCCUCAGUUCCUGCGAGCUUGAGCGAGAGCACAAACCUCCAGGGCUACCACAAGGGGGACCUACGUGGCGUGCGAGGUGCAACCUCUGUCCCGCAGAGUUCAGCCACAGCACACAUGUACGUGCAGCAGUGA